Messenger RNA from Petromyzon marinus (sea lamprey), 1245 nucleotides. NCBI's taxonomy places the organism in Eukaryota, Metazoa, Chordata, Hyperoartia, Petromyzontiformes, Petromyzontidae. The record is from RefSeq and is a predicted model, not a curated record.
CUCUGUGUGUCUCUCUGUGUGUCUCUGUGUCCCUCUGUGUGUCUCAGGGCGUGUAUACUUGGAGACGUGGUGUAUCCCAUCUCUCUCUGUCUCUCUGUCUCUGUGUGUCUCUGUGUGUCUCUCUCUCUGUGUCUCUCUGUCUCUGUGUGUCUCAGGGCGUGUAUACUUGGAGACGUGGUGUAUCCCAUCUCUCUCUCUGUCUCUCUGUGUCUCUGUGUGUCUCAGGACGUGUAUACUUGGAGACGUGGUGUAUCCCAUCUCUCUCUGUCUCUCUGUGUCUCUCUGUCUCUGUCUCUCUGUGUCUCUGUGUGUCUCUGACUCUCUGUGUCUCUGUCUCUGUGUGUCUCUGUGUGUCUCAGGCCGUGUAUACUUGGAGACGUGGUGUGUCCCAUCUCUCUCUGUGUGUCUCUCUGUCUCUGUGUGUCUCUGUCUCUGUGUGUCUCUCUGUGUCUCUGUGUGUCUCUGUGUGUCUCAGGGCGUGUAUACUUGGAGACGUGGUGUUCCCCAAGGAGAGGUUUCAGUUUUCCGGACAAAGUGUGACAAUCACCGAAUGCAUGGACGACAUCGGAGUGGCAUCUUUGGUUUGGCGUCCGUCUGGCGCGCUUCCUGGAGGCCAAUCAGCAGCGCUACCCAAUGGCGGGGCGCUCCGUGCUGGAGCUGGGGGCGGGCACGGGGCUCGUGUCCAUCGUGUGCAGCCUCCUGGGCGCCGACGUCACGGCGACGGACCUCAAGGAGGUGCUGGGCUCCCUCUCGACGAACAUCGCCAACAACACGCGGAGCGGCGACGGACGCCCCCGGGUGCGCGAGCUCACCUGGGGCCUCGGCCUCUCGGCCUUCGACGGCACCGCCUACGACUACGUCGUGGCCAGCGACCUCGUCUACAGGGAGGCCUCGCUGGGGCCACUCGCCCUCACGCUGCGACACUUCCUGGAGGGGGCCCGCGGAGGUGGUGGAGGUGGAGCCGGUGGUGGUGGUGGAGCCAGAGCCAGUGGAGCCGGUGGUGGAGCCAGAGGAGCCACGGCGUUCUUCGCGCUCAAGCUGCGCUUCGGCUUCUGCGAGGAGUUCGUGCGCCGACUCCGCCGGACGUUCCGCGUCCGCGCCCUCGCCGAGUGGCCCGAGGACGAGACGGUCAUCCUCGAGCUGAGGGCUCGCGAGGGCGGGGAGGGCCGUGCCCGGGGCCCGGGGGGGGCCCCGGGCACGGCCCUGUACCCCAUCGGCACCGACGCCGUCGACCGAGACGGUUAA